This is a messenger RNA of Guyanagaster necrorhizus, 546 nucleotides long. RefSeq lists its product as uncharacterized. The transcript is spliced from 2 exons. Lineage: Eukaryota; Fungi; Basidiomycota; Agaricomycetes; Agaricales; Physalacriaceae. The record is from RefSeq and is a predicted model, not a curated record. Bases 1 to 546 code for a protein of 181 amino acids.
AUGAUCACCGUAACCCUUCCAAAAGGCCCCCACCACUCAUAUGUGCAUCUCUCCCGAGAAGCUCGCAAUCGAAGCACCCUGACUUCGGGCAGCCCGCAAGUACAUCAUUGGAUGCUUCCACGCUUUCGCUGGACCGGGCGGCUUCUCAGUUUAAAUGCGCAUCGAUAUGCACGAUUAUAUAUACAUACACUCGUGGACGAUAACAGGUCCGUGAUUGGGAUCAUCUUGAGAUCGCACCACGACCACGUUUUUAUUUCCUUCGGUCGUUCUCCGGACAGUCUCAAAAAGACAAGUCCACCUCUUGCUAUCUGUUGGCUCGCCUACGUCUUUGACAAAAACAAAUCCCCCCAUGGCGAGCAUGAAGCAAAAACUGUUCAGGAACAAAUAAAUUACCCUAUGCGCAACGCUGACGGGACAAUAGCCCUGAACAAUAGGCUGUUACGAUCGACGGUCUCCCCAAAGCACUUGAAAAUGGGCAACACCAAGAUGGAUCACGUCAUCGUCAACAGCCUGAUCCUCUCAGAACAGCGCAGAUGUUGCCUCUGA